UUAAUUAGGUUAUCAUGUGACCAUUUCUCUACUUUUGAAUCAGGUUUUUGGCAAUCUCUAAACCUAGCGGCGUUGGUACCCAACACAUUCUCUGCGUCAACGCUUCAGCAACAAACAUGGCAGAGGAGAAGCGAAAGGAGAGAGGCGACGCUAACCGCCACACCGCAAAAAAGAAGUCGAAGAAGACUUCCGACAAUCAACGGAAGAAAACUGGUCCUCGUUUGCCUUCAUCUUUGAAAAAAGAGAUUCAACACUUAAACCCUACCCCUGUUGAUGUCGAUGAUAUCGACAGCGAUGUUUACGAAUACGAAGAAGAACAACCUGAAGAAGAAUCCAGAAAGAAUAAGCGUUACGACCCUGUUUCUGUUAAUGAUGAUAAUGACCUUUCUUCUGAUUUCGAGGAUGAGAAUGUACAAUCUGAUGAUGACGACGGCGGCUACGAUUUUAUUGGUAAAAAGAGGAAGGAAAUUGAUUCAGAUGAUGAUUAUGGGGAGGAAGAUGAUGAGAGACAUGAAAGGAUGUUACAACGAAUUACCGGUAUGCCGAGCAAGCCUUUUGAUGGCAAUAAGAAGGCGAGGAAGAAUGAUGUUAUUCCGGAGCUAUAUCCAGAGUCUGAAAAUAAUCCUAGUCAUGAUGUUGUGGAAGGUGAUGGACGAAUUAGUAUCGAGGACCUCCUUAAUCCUCUUCGUGACGAUCCCGAUCAUUCAAGACUCCGGUUAAGAAAUCAACAAAUUGAGAAUCGUUCUAGAACUGUUCAUGCACCACUUCCAAAGGCAGAUCAAGCGAAGGUGGAAAGGAAGGUGGCGUAUCAAAUAUCUAAGGAACAAGUCACAAAGUGGCAACCCCUUAUUCAGAAAAAUAGGGAGGCUCCUACUAAGUACUUUGAUGAAAAGACAGAUCUAGGGUUUUCAACUAUAGGAGCAAUAGCUUCUGAAUUUGAACCCAGAACUGAAUUUGAGAGGAAAAUGGCUGCACUAGUUCAUCAUGACAAAAUUAUCGAAGCUCAUAAAAACGAUGGUGCUAGUCUUCUUGACAUGAACAAGGUUUCUAUAGUAUGUGAGAAGGAUAGGCAAAACCGGAAUGCUAAAUUGCGGAGCCUUCUUUUUCGUCAUGAAAUGAAGGCAAAACAUGUUAAAAAGAUAAAGUCCAAAACAUACCAUCGUUUGUUAAAGAAACAUAGAUUGAAGGCAGAAUCUUCUCAGUUGGAAAUGGAUCCUGAAGCUACUAAUGAAUAUGCCUUGAAACAAGAACGCCAGAGGGCAGAGGAACGCAUGACUCUGAGACACAAACACAAAAGUCCAUGGCUUCAGCGUAAAAUGCAACGUGGUUUAGAUAAGCAGGAUGAAGGAACUCGUGCUGCCGUGACUGAACAUUUUCAAAGACACGAGGAACUGACUAGAAAAAGGAAUACCAUGGACAGUAGCAGCAGUGAUGAUAGCACUUAUGAAGAUGACGAUGAUGAGAAUGCUGCUGAUUCUGAUCCGGGUAAGGCAAACAAUAUUUUGCGUAAAGCAAAACAAAAGACACUAGAAGUGCUGGAGGAAGAUGAUGGAAUGCCCAAGUCGGGAUUGCUAUCUUUACCUUUUAUGAGGCGUGGAUUGGAGAAAAGAAAAGAAGCAACUAUUGAAGAAGUCAACCUUACCGUACAAGAAUAUGAAGAUUCCAUGAAGAAGCUGGACGAUUCUGGCGGCUCAGAAGAUCCAAAAGUAGCAUCUACCGGUGGCAGAAGAGUAUUUGGAAUGGCUAAAGCCCAAACAAUUGGUGCUGAUAAUAAGGUGGAAUUAGAUAAGUUUUACAAUAACAGUGAUAGCGAGGAUGACUUUGAGGCCAAGAAAAGUGGCAACAUUGAGAAUGACGGAAGUGAUAAUCUGCAGAAGGAUGUCAUCAAUGAUUCAGUCUUAAAUCAAGAGAAUAUCGAUUCUCGCAAAGAAUCUGUUUUUAAGAACUUUGAUGAGAUUGUAAAAAAUCCGGGGCCAAAAACUACAUAUGAAGUUUCCAUAUUUGCCUCAGAUACAUGGAAAAAGGCAAAAAACAAAAAUGGUAUAGACACAGACAUCAAGAAGUCUUCAAAGUUUACUAGGUCUGUUAGGCACAAUGUAAAGAACUCUGAAAAAGAUCAAUUGGGAGAGGAUAGCGAUACAGAUGAUGAAGGGCAGAUGGUCGACGGAAUUCUGACUUCUGCAUCUAAACCAUCUUAUGAACUUCCGUCUCAAGAGGAGCUCAUUCGACAAGCUUUUGCUGGGGAUGACGUAGAAGAUGAUUUUGAAAAGGAUAAGCAGGAGAUCCUCAAUGAAGAAAAUCCUGAGCCUGAGAAGCCUCUAUUACUUCCUGGUUGGGGUCAAUGGACUGAUAUACAGCAAAAGAAAGGUUUACCAUCCUGGAUGGUCAAAGAACAUGAAAAUGCCCGGAUAAAAAGGGAAGAAGCCCUCAAGAAGAGAAAGGAUGCUCAGUUGAAAAAUGUCAUCAUCUCUGAGAAAUCAAGCAAGAAGGCCGAGAAACUCCAAACAAAAACGGUGCCUUUUCCUUAUACUUCCAAAGAUGUCUUUCAUCAGAGUAUGCGUAUGCCCAUUGGACCUGAAUCUAACCCGUCAACUACAUUUGGACCUCUUACUCGGCCUGAAGUGGUGAAGAAACCAGGUGUUAUUAUAAAACCGAUAGAAUUUGAGGAAGUGAAUCCUCACGUUAAACCAGAGCAACAGAGCGUUAAGAACAAGAAGUUGAAUAUAACCAAAGGCAAUGAUAGCGAAGCCAUAAAAAAGUCGAAGUUGAAGGUCAAGGGAAAUAAGUAAGUGGGACUGAAUUUUGAUUGUGAUCCAGUUCUAUAAAUAUUCACCAUUUUCAGUGUAUUCUUUGGAAAGAUGCACAUUGGAGAUUGUAAGAGAAAAGAAAACCGAUUUUGGUAGGGGUAAGCUUAUGUCAUCCAAGAGAUAAUAGAACGAGGGAGAAUAGCUUCCCUUGAGUAUUACUCCUAGUAUUCAAAGUAUCACAGCUUAAAUUGUUGAUUUACUUAUAGCAAAAAUGUUAUUUAUUUUCCAAUUUGUUAUGCUUUAGCUGUUAAGGUGGUUACAGAGAAUCUCUUAUCUGUGACAAAUUUCUUAUGUUGGGAUGUCAGAUUGUCUUUAUAUUUUAUCUCAUUUGUUUUACAGCCGUA
Molecule: messenger RNA, 3151 nt
Organism: Medicago truncatula (barrel medic)
Lineage: Eukaryota; Viridiplantae; Streptophyta; Magnoliopsida; Fabales; Fabaceae
Product: U3 small nucleolar RNA-associated protein 14
Exons: 11
Coding region: 117-2789 (890 amino acids)
Biological process (GO): rRNA processing
Cellular component (GO): small-subunit processome; nucleolus
Source: RefSeq, a predicted model, not a curated record